Molecule: messenger RNA, 1821 nt
Organism: Acytostelium subglobosum LB1
Lineage: Eukaryota; Evosea; Eumycetozoa; Acytosteliales; Acytosteliaceae
Exons: 3
Coding region: 1-1821 (606 amino acids)
Biological process (GO): intracellular protein transport; vesicle-mediated transport
Cellular component (GO): membrane coat
Molecular function (GO): clathrin binding
Source: RefSeq, a predicted model, not a curated record
AUGUCAGAUUCAAAGUACUUUCAAACAACAAAGAAAGGUGAGAUACAUGAGUUGAAGGAAGAACUUCUCUCACAGCGUGAGGAUAAAAAGAAGGAGGCAGUGAAGAAGGUCAUUGCUGCAAUGACUGUUGGAAAAGAUGUCAGCAUGCUCUUCACUCAUGUCUUGAACUGUAUUCAAACCAACAAUCUCGAGCUUAAGAAGCUUGUCUAUCUCUACGUCAUGAACUAUGCCAAGAAUCAUCCAGAUCGUGCUAUUCUUGCUGUCAACACCUUCCAAAAGGAUGCAUCUGAUCCACAUAACCCAUUGAUUAGAGCACUGGCUGUUAGAACUAUGGGAUGUAUUAGAGUUGAUAACAUCACAGAGUACCUUUGUGAACCUUUGAGAUUCUGUCUAAAGGAUCAAGAUCCAUACGUCAGAAAGACGGCUGCUGUGUGUGUCGCCAAGCUCUACGACAUCAACCCAGAGCUGGUGGAGAACCAGGGCUUCCUCGACAUUCUCAACGACAUGUUGGGUGACUCCAACCCAAUGGUCGUGGCCAACGCCGUCGCCUCUCUCACCGAGAUCGACGAGGUCAGCAAGCACGAGGUGUUCAGGAUCCACCCAGCCAACGCCAACAAGUUGAUGGCCGCACUCAACGAGUGCACUGAGUGGGGACAGGUGUUCAUCCUCAACGCCCUCUGCAAGUACACGCCCCGUGACACAAAGGACGCCGAGUCUGUCUGCGAGCGUGUCGCCCCACGUCUCCAACACGCCAACUCUGCCGUCGUGCUGUCGGCCGUCAAGGUGUUGAUGCGCUUCCUCAACUAUGUCAACGCUCAGGACAUUGUCAAGUUGUACUGCAAGAAGAUGGCGCCACCCCUCGUCACUCUGCUCUCCAAGGAGCCCGAGAUCCAGUUCCUGGGUCUGAGGAACAUCAACCUGAUCGUCCAGAAGAGACCCGAGAUUCUUCAGUACGAGAUGAAGGUGUUCUUCUGUAAGUACAACGACCCCAUCUACGUCAAGAUGGAGAAGCUGGAGAUCAUGAUCAUGCUGGCCAACGAGAAGAACAUCGACGAGGUGUUGCUCGAGUUCAAGGAGUACGCCACAGAGGUCGACGUCGAGUUUGUUCGCAAGGCCGUCCGUGCCAUCGGUCGCUGCGCCAUCAAGAUCGACCCAUCGUCAGAGCGCUGCAUUCAGGUGCUGCUCGAUCUGAUUCAGACCAAGGUCAACUACGUCGUGCAAGAGGCCAUCAUCGUCAUCAAGGACAUCUUUAGAAAGUAUCCAAACAAGUAUGAGGGUAUCAUCGCUACGCUCUGUGCCAACCUCGAAUCACUGGACGAGCCAGAGGCCAAGGCCUCGAUGAUCUGGAUCAUUGGAGAGUAUGCCGAGCGCAUUGACAAUGCCCACGAGCUGCUUGCUUCGUUCCUCGAGGGCUUCAAGGAUGAGAACAGCCAGGUCCAGCUCCAGCUGCUGACCGCCAUAGUCAAGCUGUUCCUUAAGCGUCCCAAGGACGCUCAGCAGAUGGUGCAAACUGUUCUAUCGCUGUCCACACAAGAGUCUGACAACCCCGAUCUGCGUGACCGUGGCUUUGUCUACUGGAGACUGUUGUCCACAGACUUUGAGGCCGCCAAGGCCGUUGUACUCUCUGAGAAGCCUCUCAUCACCGACACAACAUCACACCUGGAGGAGUCGCUCCUAAACGACUUGAUCUCCAACAUCUCAACUCUCGCCUCAGUGUACCACCGCCCACCAGAAGACCUUUGUCGCCAAGCUCAAGGGUCUGUCAAAGCGCGGAUUCAGAAGGGAAGAGGAGGACGACGAGGAGCCAGACUACAUCGAUGA